Messenger RNA from Vitis riparia (riverbank grape), 801 nucleotides. Its product is annotated as ER lumen protein-retaining receptor erd-2.2-like. Gene Ontology annotation, cellular component: membrane. Gene Ontology annotation, molecular function: ER lumen protein retrieval receptor activity. The transcript is spliced from 6 exons. Gene Ontology annotation, biological process: protein retention in ER lumen. Bases 1 to 801 code for a protein of 266 amino acids. The record is from RefSeq and is a predicted model, not a curated record. NCBI's taxonomy places the organism in Eukaryota, Viridiplantae, Streptophyta, Magnoliopsida, Vitales, Vitaceae.
AUGAAGGUAAAAUUAUUGGUGGGUAUACUGAUCCUUGGGUUUUGUUUAGUGGGUUUGAGGCAUCUCGUCAAAUAUGGAAAUGGCUUUCCUUUGUUCGUCGCCUCCCAAUUCAUCCAUCUAUCUGGCAUCAUCAUCCUCAUCUUCAAGCUCAUCAAAACCAAGACUUGUUCUGGGCUUUCCCUAAAAAGUCAAGAGCUGACAGCUACAGUGAUAGCAGCAAGAGCAUAUUGCAGUUUUGAAGUAGAAGACCAUACUUUUACACUACUAAGCUCUGCUAUAUUUCUUUCAACUCUUUGGGUCAUUUAUAUGAUUCGCUUCAAAUUGAAGCCUACCUACUCUAAGGAACUCGACAGCAUGCCCCUCUAUUCUUUGAUGGUGCCUUCAGCUAUCCUUGCUGUGCUAAUCCAUCCUCGUCAUUUCCAUCACAGACUCCUCACCAGAAUAAUUUGGUCUUUCUCUUUCUACUUGGGCGCCAUCUCUGUGCUUCCUCAGCUUCGUUUAAUGCAGAAUGCAAAGAUGGUGGAACCCUUUACCGCAUAUUAUGUGUUUGCAUUGGGCGUGGGAAGAUUUCUCAAUUGUGGUUCUUGGAUCAUUCAUAUUUAUGAGACUGGGGGACAGUAUCUAAUGCUCCCCAGCAACUGGACGCAGUUGUGGGUUCUGAUGGUUCUUCUUUCAGAAUUUGUUGAUGCCUUUAUCUUGGCUGAUUUUUGUUACUACUAUCUCAAAAGUGUCAUGUACCAGCAACUGCUUCUGGAGCUCUCUUCACCCUCCUAUUCGCUUGGAAGGGGAAAAAACAUUUGA